GCAAGAUGAACAUUUUUUCUCAUGCACACUUGGACGUUAUGUCGACAGAGACACUGUUUUCACUCUUUUGAAUUGACAGAAACUUUUUAUUUGAACAAAGGAAGAUAACUGAAGUACAAGAUUCCGCGGAUUCGAGAUCAGUAAUUAAAUAGCUUUGUGAGACACACAUUACUUUCUGCAGUUUAUAAACCAACUGGAGUAAACACGGAGAAACUGCAAUUCCUUACUGGUUGGACUUCACUUGUUCUUUUGUAACGGAGAUUUUAAAAUAGGUCCUGGAGUGAAGGGGAUGAAACAAUGGCAACAGGAGAAAGAAAACAUUUUCAUUACGUAAUUUAUAUCCACUUGCUGAAUAUCAGCAGUUUUGUUGUUCCAGUCACAGGAUUUGCACUGAAGACUUGCCGAAUCAGUUACGAUGUUGCCAUAUGUAGCAAUAGUAGACUCAGAACUGUUCCUCAAGAUAUUCCCUCAACAGUGAUAGGUUUGGACUUGUCUAAAAACAACAUACCAAGAGUAAAAGUAUCAGAUUUCACAAAUCUACCAGUUUUGACAAAGUUAGACCUAAAACUCAACAGAAUUUCGCAGAUAGAUAACGGUGCCUUUGCCAAUCUGAUUUCCCUCAAGAAGUUAAAUCUAAAUAAUAACAGACUUGUUGAACUUGGAGAGGAUCUGUUUCAUGGUCUGAGCAACCUCACCGAGCUCAGAAUUAUUAGUAAUCACAUCAAAGCUGUGGCAUCCACCUCUUUUAAGCCCAUGACAAGCUUAAAGUUUUUGGACAUUUCUCGCAACAAACUGCAGCACAUAACAGAAGUUCAUUUAAUAUUACAGCACCUGCCACAUCUACAAGAGCUGUAUCUUACAAACAAUAAAUUAACCACUUUUCACUCAUGGGAUCUGACAAACAACUCGCUAGAACUUAAAUCCCUUGAUUUGUCUAAGAAUCCAAUCGCAAUUUUUAGUAUUACUGCAGACGUUUUUCCAAAUCUCACCUGGCUUGAAAUCGGCAACUCUUCUAGAAAGCAACAGAUGAUAUGGGAUGUGCGGAACAAGACUUUCUUUAGUCGAGUGUCUACUCUUGAUAUUAGUGGGCUUCAAAUGGCUUUUGAUGACAUGAAAACAUUACUAGAGACCGUGAACUCCUCACUGACAACUCUGAGGAUGAAUUCAAUUAAUCAUAACCUCACAGCGCUAAUAAACAUUUCCUGCACCAUCCCAACAAUGUCCACACUGCAGCUCCGCAAUAAGGAACUGAAGUCCGUCAGUUCACAUAUGUUGAAGUUGUGCAUUAAUGUAACAGAGUUGGAUUUAGCAGAGAGUCAAAUAAACAACAUCCAUGUCAACGCCUUCAGAUCUGUUCAAAGUUUAAGAAUCUUGAAUCUGAGGAGCAACAUGCUUUCAUCUGUUCCAGCUGCCACAAGGAAUCUACCAAGUCUUGUAGAGUUGAAUCUCAGCUCUAAUAAAAUCAGCAAACUUGGAUGUGAUGAUUUCACCAAUCAGACAAUGCUUAGAGAGCUCAGCCUUGAUGGGAAUGAAAUCUCAGCUCUAAAAGAAUGUGAUUUCAAGGAUUUAAUACGAUUGCAAGUUUUAAAGCUACAGACCAACCACAUAUCCAGGUUAAACGGUGCUUUCCAAAAAUACUUGCCAAAUCUUAGACAAUUACUUUUGAAUAGAAAUUCUCUCACUGCCCUUAAAAACGAGCAAUUCAGGGGCUUACAGUCCCUCCAGAACUUGUCAUUACAUGAAAAUCAAAUAAGUGAACUUGAAAAUGGAAGUUUCAUUGGUCUAACGAAUCUUACCGAGAUUCUGCUGCAGAUUAAUAAAAUUACAGCAGAGGAAAUAAACAAGGGUGUUUUCAAUGAUCUUAUAAAUUUAAAAAGAUUGGAUUUGAGGGACAAUCACAUUAAAUAUGAAACCAGUUCAGCUUUGCUUUAUGCACCAUUUUCUCAGCUGUCCCGUCUAGAGAUAUUGGCUAUUCCCUCACAACACCGCAGGAGGAAGUCUCACUUGCCUCGCAACUUCCUGCAAGGUUUGACAAAUCUCUUGCUUUUCAAUACCAGGAACAUUCAACUUUUAUCUUUGCAUGAAGACAUGUUUACGUACACGCCUCAGCUGCAAACACUUGACAUUAGCUCAAAUGAGCUUAUGGAUCUCUCUCCAGGUUUGUUUUCCUCAAUUCCAAACCUUAAAAGUCUUUACGUAUCUAGAACAAGUCUUCGGUCUCUAGAUUUUCUCCUACAUGCCAACCUAGCCAAACUGGAGUUCUUGCAGGCGAGAAAGAAUCAAUAUUCAGUUAUCAGUGAAGAAAUAAUAAAGUCCGUACCAGCUCUCGUUUAUGUGGAUCUUCAAGGGAACAGUUUCACCUGUGACUGCGAUAAUGCCCGGUUCCUCCAGUGGGUAAAGAACAACAACCAAACGCAAAUUUUUGAUGCGUAUAACUUUAAGUGCAACUAUCCUGCCAACUCUGAAGGCAAGAAACUGUUGGAACUGGACGUCCGCCUCUGCUCAGUAGAUAUUGAAUUCAUCUGCUUUAUCUCCACCACAUGCACAGUCCUCCUGUUUAUGGUGGUGUCCUUCACCUACCAUUUCCUGAGGUGGCACCUGGCCUAUGCCUACUACCUCUUCUUGGCUAUGCUCUAUGACACAAAGCAUAAAAACAAGCAAGCUCCUAAUCAGUAUGACGCCUUCAUCUCCUACAACACCCAUGAUGAGCCCUGGGUCAUCCGAGAGUUACUGCCCAAACUGGAGGGAGAACAGGGCUGGAGAGUGUGUCUGCACCAUCGUGACUUUGAGCCUGGUAAACCCAUCGUGGACAACAUCACAGAUGCCAUUUAUGGAAGCAGGAAGACCAUCUGUGUGAUCAGUCGCAGAUACCUUGAGAGUGAGUGGUGCUCCAGAGAGAUCCAGGUGGCCAGGUAA
Molecule: messenger RNA, 2916 nt
Organism: Xiphias gladius (swordfish)
Lineage: Eukaryota; Metazoa; Chordata; Actinopteri; Istiophoriformes; Xiphiidae
Product: toll-like receptor 13
Exons: 3
Coding region: 298-2916 (872 amino acids)
Biological process (GO): toll-like receptor signaling pathway; immune response; inflammatory response
Cellular component (GO): membrane
Molecular function (GO): transmembrane signaling receptor activity; protein binding
Source: RefSeq, a predicted model, not a curated record